Mercenaria mercenaria is the source of this 22241-nucleotide messenger RNA. RefSeq lists its product as uncharacterized. The record is from RefSeq and is a predicted model, not a curated record. Gene Ontology annotation, molecular function: protein binding; guanyl-nucleotide exchange factor activity. NCBI's taxonomy places the organism in Eukaryota, Metazoa, Mollusca, Bivalvia, Venerida, Veneridae. Gene Ontology annotation, cellular component: cytoplasm. The coding region runs from base 2562 to 19505 and encodes 5647 amino acids. The transcript is spliced from 20 exons. Gene Ontology annotation, biological process: intracellular signal transduction.
AAAACUACAUGGAUCGACAAAAUGGCUACAGAAUUUACGAUAGAAAAAUGCUAUUCUAAUAGGUGGAGAUAAUCCUGAAGUCACGACCAAAGACUAGGGUUAAUCUACAGUGGAUUUAACAUCUGCCAAGUCAAACAACCAUACCCGAAAUGUGAUGAAAUUCAAGCUGAAACUACAAGAUAUAAAGUUAGAAAGGAAGUUACUUAGAAGGAUUGUUGCGUAAAGUGUGAUGCGAAUUUAUUUUGAACGAAUAUUGUUUAUUUACGAAAUUUACUUGUAUAGCUUUAAAUAAACUGCGUAGGCCUUUUAAAAGAUAAAUUGCUCAUAAAACACUAUAAGCUUGAAACUCUCCAUAUGAAAUACAAAAAAAUCUAAGUAUCAAAUAACUGUCAUAUGAAAUACAAAUAUUUAAACAGCACAAUACAUUGAGACGUGCAUAUAAAUAACCCACACGAGAAAGAAAAGCUAGUUUUAGGAAGAUAACGCGAAGAAAUUGCGUAAUAUUAGGGCAAUAAAGAAAAUCGAAGUAUAUAAAUUUUGAUUAAAACCACCACGGAAUUGAAUAUCAGCUUGAAUGGUAUUGUGCGGAUUCGGUGAUAAAAUGGAGUAUUCUAAAUGGGAUCGUUCAGCUCUGAAUAAUUAUUUGUAAGCAAACAGAAUGUUAUUGUAAUGCAACAAAAAUAAACGCUAGCUCAUCUUGGAUUUUACGGAAUGCCAGAAGAAAUAGGCUUUUGACCGUUACUUUAUCUAUCAGAGUGGGAGGAAUGCAUGUUUCUACAUAUUUCUACAAGAAUCCCAUCUCCAAGCGCAGUUGUAUUUGCUUAUGAGUACGUGUGCUAUUUAUUUUGAAAAAAGACAGAAAAUUUGUGCCAGAGACUUUACUGUCUGGAAACGGCAGGACUGGCUUGUAAACUACUGAGAUGCUGAAACGGCUGUCGCGGACUAGUAAAACAAAUUUAUCAGUUGUAUAAUGUAUGUUAAUCGAAAUCAGAGAUCGAUAUCGAUUAUAAAUAUCUGAAUUUAUUCAUAAUACAGUACAGUAAUACAAUGAAUAUGUUUUAAGCAUUAUUCACGGAAUAAUAUUGUAAAUAUAACCACAGGCACCUGUCUAGUGUGUAAUUUAUCUGAGAGUGACAUUUUACGGUAUGAUUCUUCAUUAUUAGUGCUUGUUCAGUGCACAAUAAUAACCGAUAUCUCAUUUAAUAACUUACACUGUAGUAGAAGUACGCAUCGAAUGAAAGAACAGUGAGCAAACCCUGUUGUUAUAUAGACCAGGAAUGUUAUAAGGAAAAGCAAGAGUAGAGAUAUAUACCUGAUAAGCGUUAGUUCUUACCGCCGGUGUGGGACGAUCUGAUACGGAUUAUAUAGAGAGGUUCGAACUAUCAAGGAACGUUAAUUUGAUUGAUGGAAGAGGUUACAAAACAUAACAAAAUAUUGAACAGUUGGAUAAGUAUUGGGCGUUAUCGUUAGCAGCUUCAUACAUACAUUUGUACUACUUCCACCGAUUAAAAGGAAUAAGAAAUAUUGAAGUUAUUAUUUCAUUAAAUCAUGAAAAACAUAAUAAAUGUGGAUUACUGGACAUUCAGUGUACGGGUUCACAAAUAAACACUGCCAGUCAAGAUGAUAUGACGAAAAUUUGAAGUGAACAUUUAUUUGUGCAUUUUAUAAGUGCAGUAAUAAGAUUUGCAAUCUGAGUCAAGAAGACGCUGUGAUUUACGCCUGAAAUAUGCUCCGAGUUAAUUAAGAGAACGGGAGGCAAAUUUUAUGAAGAUUGGGAAAACAGAUUCAAGAACAUAAUUAUAUAAACAUAAUUAGCAUACAGAAUGUUCUGACAAAUUAGUUUUCAUGAGUUUUACCUCUGACAAAUUGCUUUUCAUGAUUCAAUCAGCGCCGAAAGUGAAAUACAAAAAAUUGACUCGGAGCAAACUGAACAUGUGCUAUCAUUAGUUUGAUCUACACAGACAGAUAAAUAAAACGGGCGCACCUGAACGAGUUUUCCUAACAACUGUAUUCUUUACAGUCAUUGGUUCAACUUACCUGGAAUUUGAAUUUCAAACUCUGCGGGGAGUGAAAGUGAAAGUAACUCUUUAUCAUUACGAGCAGUACAAAGUUUGUAAAUGAUUAUUCCAGAGUUUUUAGGGAGAGACACUAUUUAGUUUUACCAUAUAUAUUUAAGCUCAAUAGAAACUGUGGAUAUAACUCAUCAUAUCUUUAUUUCCAAGCAGUUAAAUCGAUGAUGAACAGGAGACUAUUUUCUUGUUGCACGGUAUAAUUUAUUUUUGGGCGACUUGUUGCUGUAAAGAUAUUCAAAUUAUCUGAUGAUGAACUGCAUCUUAAUACGGUUUACAACGCUAUAUUUUAUAAUCAAUGAUUGUGUAUCGGUGGAAGAUUACGAUAUGUAAAUCAUCUAUGCAAGUUUUGCAGAUUGCAUUACAUAGGAUACUGUGCCAAAUGAUGUUAUCGGCAAGUCAUUCCUAUUGUUGGGAGUGUUUUAGAUUGGAAUCACAGAUGCCAGUAUAUUUAGACCUGUAUUGGGUCAAUAAAUUGGAUUAAUUAAUAGAAUGUCAUCUGUGUUAAAAGAUUCCGUCAUAGGUGGACCAUUGUCAAAGGUAGUGUUACAUGAAAGGAAUAAGUCUACAAUGGGGACAAAUUAUGUAAGCUCCAAAACAAGAAUCGCCAUUAAACGAAAUUUGGCGUCAAAAGAAAAAUCAAAUGACAACGAUACUAGUACAUCUAGCAAUAAACUCGGAAAAAUUGAUAAAGUUGCAGCCCGAUCUAAAAAGCCAUCUUACAGUAGUGAAAAUAACCGCAGAAAGAACGUUUUAAACGAAAAGAGAAGUAAAUCAACAAACGUAAAAGCAGAGGAGGGCAAACUCGAGAAACACGUGCUAAAUGAUAAUGCAACUCUGAAAAGUUGCGAAUUGACAGUUUCAGUAAAUUCGCAUGAUACUGUGACUGAUGAAAAUAUUAUUAAGGAAGAUGAAAGAAUAACAGAAAAUAUAUCACACAGUGAAGUUGAAGUUACCGGAAUUAUAAAAAGUUCUCAAACUAAUAGUGUAAGGUCAAGUGAAAUUGCAAAGGCACAAAGUCGUGACACAAGUCAGAGUAAUGCAAAAAGUGAUUUAACUUCUUUGGCACAUAAAACAUGUAACGGUGGACAUACAGAAAUGGCUGAACAGCAAAACAAUCAGAAUAACUCUACAGAAAAAACAGGGGAACUAUCGCCGCCGGUAAGUGUAGUUACAAAAUCAAAACCAAUAUCGACGCAAUGUUUAUCAAAAACAGAAUCUCUUACAAAGAACAGAACUUUAAACAAAGACAGUAAAAUAAAAACUGUGAUUUCUGUAAAGUCUAGAAGUUUCAUUCCGAAACCACAAUCUGUGAUCUUAGACAGCUGUGAUUUAAAACAAUUAGAUUUUGAACUGCCAGAUGCAAAUAAAGAUACUAUUUGCAGUUCGAACACUUCUGGGCAAAUACGCCCAGUUUGCAAGACAGAAAGUGAUGCAGAUCAUAACGAGGAUGCUGUAAAGCUUACACGUAAAACACCAGACAAAUGUAUAUCCAGUAUCAAUGCAUGCAUCAAACCAACUACCAUACCAACAAAUGGGAAAUUUUCAGUGCAAAAUACAAACACUGAAAGAAAAAAUACAAAAUCGUCUCAUCCUGAAAGCAUUCCCAGUUACCAAAGAAUGACAUCAAGUGCUGCAAAUAAAGACAUUAAAAUGAAUGCAGACAAAGCACGGAUUUCUAAAUCGAAACAGCGGUCAUUGGCUCAAGAAUAUCAUUCUAAAUCCAUUGUUAAUCAAGGACACAAAUCUAAAUCAGAUUUUAGUAGAACUGAAUCAAAAAAUGACAAUUCUAAAAAAGACUGGCCAUCUGGAUUAAGAUCAAGUGUUAACGCUAUACAGACUACACGGAAUUCUGUCUCAACAACCGCUCCAUGUGAUAAAAGCAAUAGACCUGCUGAAACAGAUGCUAUCAAAUCAGAUUCAUCAAGCACAGAGGACACGAUACUGACUCCUGAAUAUAACCAAAAUACGUCUUAUGAAUGCAAGAUGACUGACGAAGAAGAAAUCGAAGCACAUAAUUCUAAUCGGGAUUCAGACAUACCUGUACAUUCAUCGCGACCAGUCGAAAGAAUUUCAAAGUCAGUAAUUGAGGUACAGAACACUAGCUGUCCAAAUGACAUUAAAAGCGAAAAUAUACAAAAAGCAAAAGUUCCGAUCAAAGAAGGCAGAAAAAUGACGUCACAGUCUCUCAUACCAAAGUCUUCUUCGGCAUCUGCAAAUAAAGUAAAGGGAGUAUCUACAUCAAUGUCCGUAACGCGAAAACGCGCAGGAAUCGAUAACAGUGCCGGUUCUAUUUCAAAGCCUAAAACAUUGAGAUUAAAACAAGUAAACGCACAACAAGAAUGUGCAACUGCAUCAGGUCCGAACACACGUGCGCGAUCAUUGACUCCAUGUGAUUUAAAGCCACUAAAUUCAAAGCGACAAAUCUCACAAGACAAAACGACCGGCUCGAGGUCGCGGUCCACGACACCAGGGGUCUCUUCCGUGUCCUCUUCUGAUAGCAGCCACUGCCGAAGUUCGGAAUCUGAACACAAAAAAGCGCGUGGCUUAAAUCAGCAAAAUUCACAGAAUGGUGAAAAUAUGAAAGAAAGUAUAUCCUCUGUUACGUCUGAUAACACAAAUAGUACUGAAAGUACUUUAAAAUCUAAAUCAUCGCAUUUUGAACAAUUAGAUUCAAAGGAAAAACCUGAUAUGAAAAGUAUUUCUAACCCGAAAUUGCGAUCUCAGACAUCAGGGACACAAAAAUCGGAAAAGAGCCAGUCAGCUAACAGAAACAUAAGUCCACGAUCCCAGUCCACUGCUCCUGGGACUACAUCUUUGUUAGCUGAUAGAAAUACAGACAGAAAACAGGACUUGAAGUCACGAAACGCACAAAGAGAUAAGCCAUUAAAAAAAGAUUCAAACUCACGACUGCGGUCUAACACAUCAGAAUUGUCCGUAGCUGUCUCUUAUAACAAUAAAUCUGGCGCACAGAAAACAACACAAGCUCUUAAGGAACACUCAAGAGGGAACCAGACAGUGAGAAGGGACUCGGACUCCCGAUCGCGAUCCACCACACCAGGGGCGCCAUCCACAUCAUCUAGUGGUCCCCAGAUUCAAACAAGUGCCUGCGAUCAAGCAAUGACUGAUAAGACUGUCGCAUUAAAGAGAGUUUCUAAAUCGCGAUCUUGCACACCAGAUGCCCCAGCAACCGUUUCCGGUAAGAACACAUAUAGUAAAGGUAAUUCAAAACAAACAAAAUGCAGUUUAAAACAGGAUGUAUCACAGAAGGAAAUAGACUCGAACUUUACCAUUUCAAGGUCGUCGUCUACUACUUCUAGUAACAACUUUUGUAAUGGUGGCAGUAAAUCUUCUUCGAAACAGAGUUUUAAACAAAAUGUCUCGCAAACGGAACAGACGGCCUGUACAGAUUCGAACUCGCGGUCGCGUUCUACCACUCCAGGGGCAGUAUCGACUUCUUCCGGUAGCAGUGUAAGCGAUAGUAGUAUUAAAUCUUCAUCAAGGCAAACAAUGUCGAGCUUAAAGCAAACUAUUUCACCAAGGGAUAAAAGUUUGAACGGAAACAAGCCCUCGCGAUUGAAAUCCAUCCCAUCUUCAUCCAGAAGCUUUCAUAAUACCAAAACGUCAACAACAAAUCGUUUAAAACAACCAAACUCCCAAUUGGAGCUGAAAGAGACAAGACAUUCUGUUUUAGGUACACGGCCUGUCGCGUCUGCAACCUCGUGUAAUUCAUCCGACCUUAGUUUAAAAUUAGUCUCAAAACCAGCGACAUUAAGACGACAAGAUUCAAAAGGCGACUUGAAAAGUGACAGAAAAUCUCGAUCGAGGUCAUCGACACCAGAUGCCUCCACCUUGCCUCCAGGUAGAAACAGCUGCAACAAUGCUUUCCUGAAACAUAAAGCAGCCUCUAAGCAAAAUUCACAAUCUGACCAAAUAAAAUUGCGAUCUAAAAUUCCAAAAGAAAUACCAGUACUAACAAGAAACUGCAGCGGCGACAAAGUAUCCCGUCAUUUAGAAUCUCGUAAACCAGAGGGAACAACUGAUUCGACCUCUCGCUUGACGUCAACAGUAUCUGACAGAAAAAGAAAUAGUACGGAGGCUAAGACAGACGAACAAUCAGAUUCAAACGAAACCACACAAAUGUUUUAUAUGAAAACGAAAACUGCCUUUAGUCCGAAACGCAAUGAUAACAAGUCACAGAAUUUGGAUAACACCGAGACAGACGAUAAACAGAAACCAAAGCAUCAUAUUUCAUCCAAUCAAGUACACCGACUUCAAGGUAAAACGAAUGGCAUUCUCAUUUCUGAAAAGGGGAGAGCUACAAUUGAACAGACAAGCACAAAAAGCAAAGCAAGAGAGUCUAAAAGCGCAUCAGCACUAAGUUCUGUAACUAAAUCAAACUCACAGCUUCAAGUUACGGCGAGUUGCAGCUCUUUUACUACAGUAUCGAAUUUUGCUGGAAACACUAGGCAAGGAAAUAAGCACUCGGAAUUAUUAGGCAGUCAUAAUAUUUGCGGUAACAAAACUCAAGUGCUAUCUCCAGCCGAGAAUGAUAAACUGAUAGAGAAAUCGACAAAAUUAUCAAUUAAGCCUGACUCACGGAUAAAAGCUGGCAAAAUACAUACUUUAGUGAAAAAUAAAAAAUCUAACAGCUUACAGACAUCUUCUGAAAAUAGAAGCCGCUUACAAAGAGGGGAUAGAAGUUUUCAAAAGAAAGUCAAUAAAACACUGGUUUCCGAUAAUAAAUCAAGAAAAACAGCAUCACUGUCUGUCAUUAAAAGAGACGGUAUUUCAACAAAGCCUUGUAAUAAAUCAGAAAAAGAAGAAACAUGUAAACAAAACAGUCAAUUACCAGGGAAUUUAACAUUAAGUAUUGCAAAUUUUGAGUUGGAAACACAAGGUGUAUACAUUGCCGAUGAGUUAAUUGGUGUAGACACUUGUCUAAUUAAGGACGAAAAUGAGCUUGUUGAUAUUUGUGGAUCAGAUCUUCUGAAUACUGGCAAAAACGAAAUUAGUAACAUGCAUAGAACGGACCGCAUAACAUCCGAAAUUACUGACGAUGAAAAAAGUAAUUCUAUUGAUUUUAAUUUGGACAGAAGUGAUUACCAUACAAAUGUCAAUCAUUUGUUGGAAAAUUCUAUGUGUUCUUCAGAAAUAAAAGAUAGAAUGUAUUCUGAAGAGAACGAGCACAGUGGAAAAAAUGACAAUAUAGGAUGCAUUGCUCUUAUAUCGGGAAAACAUAAAUUUCCUUCAAAUGCUCUGUGCAUAGACAUUAAUUCCAUUGACCGCGAAACAACUACUCAUGACCCUAACACUAAGGUCAGCAGUAAUUGCUUAUCAGAUGUGCGAGAAAUUGAGAUAGAGCGAGUAAAUUGUGAAACAUAUACAGAAAUAACUAGUUUACAAAAUGAAACUUCAAACUAUGACGGUGAAAUAGUUCUGUGUUCAGAGAGACAAUGCUCAACAAACACUUUAAAUAAUAAGGAUCUUACUCCAUCAGAAAAUGAAAGUGAUAUAUACGGAAUGGAAAAUAUUAGUUUACAACCUUGCAAGGAAUGUGAAAUGCAAAUUGAUACAUCGUUGUCAGAUGUGCCGGAAACACAAAUUAUCUCCAUUUGCAGUUUAUGUAGAGAUAAUUCAGACAGUGCCAGUAUAUUUAAAAAUGUGAAAAAUGGAAAAUUGGUCAGUAUUGAAAAUAAAUGUAUACUCUGUAAUAAAGACAUGUCUGCGGAUAAUGCUUAUUGCAAGUAUGAAGAAAAAUAUAGCGAAGUAGAAAAUGAUAAAAUAAUAAACUUGAAACAAACGAAUGGAACUUCCGAUGUGCAUAUUUCUCAGAGUUUUAGUUGUCAGGAUGAUAAGCAAACAGAAAAUUCAACUUUUGAAAUAGACACAUGUGAUGUAAACAGUUCAAACAAAAUGCCAAUCAUCGGCGGGUGUGCUUUCAAGCACGCAAACUUCAGUGAUUCUCAGAGAGAUAACGCCAAAUGCACCGAUGCCGUCCCAGUCACAGGUGCCGUAAGCUCUCAGAUUGAAAAUAAAAGACAAGAUAAAAAGAUUACGUCACUAUCGAGUUGUGGGAAACGUAAUACUGCGUUGUGUAGCAACAAGAAUGGUUUAGUACUUAUUUCUGAUAGAGACAUUGUCGGGAACUUGGGUGUCGGAUGUAAAAGUGCUACAAUGGAUCAGGUCACGACAAAUCUUGAAAUGGGCCAAGAUUAUGAUGAUGCAAGUUCAAACACUGACAAAUCAGUUUUCAGAACAAAUAAAUCGGAAAAGAUGGUUAAUGACUUUGAAUGUAAUAAAGGUUCAUUAGCUGCUGAACAAAUUUUAUCUGAUUGGCAAAAUUCAGACUUAUGUGAUUGGAUACCUUCGCAAAAUAUAUCACAAAUACAGGUGCUAAAGAACUGUGAAAUAAACAAAGGAACUUCCGAGCCAGAAAAUAGUUCUGGAAGAUUCAAACGUAAUGAUAAUUUGUCUCGUGAUAAUAUGGAUUCAGUUCGGGAAGGUAAUAAUAUAGAGAAUGAUGCAAACGAAAUGUGCAGUCAUGACAUUAAAUGUGGUACAGUAUGUGAUUUUAAUUUUGAACAAAUUAAGGAAACUGAAAUUUUAGGACAUCAAGUAAAUACAGAGCAGGAAUUAACAUAUGUCACGUUAAAAGAUUCAUUCAAUACUGUAGAAAGUGAUGGCAAUGUUAAGACAUCUACACACGACAGCGUAAAACCAUCAAUCAAAAGUGACAAAUAUUUCUAUAAUGACAACGGAGAGGAAUCGUGCAUAUCGACACUGUUGCAGAAUGAGUCUUGUCCAAGAGAUUAUUUGGUGGAUGAAACAAGCCUGCCAAAUCAGUUAACAUGCGUUUUUGAAAAUGUCGAAAACAUCAAUUAUCAUAACGAUGAAAACAGUUCACCUGAACGAGAUUUGCGAACAAUGGAUGCUAAACAAAUUAACACAGAACAUGACCUGUCGCUUCACGCUUCAUAUAAAUGUACAAAUAUAAGUCAAAAUUCAAGGGAAUUAGACCACACUGGAUUAGAGCUCAUCAGAUAUUCAGAAUCUCGUGAAUGUAAACAGUGUCCAUUGAAUAAUGAAAAAAGUAUUGAAAUUGUUUCAAAUUGUGCGGAAGAAGAUAUUAAUGGCACAUUGCCGACAGAAAAUUUCGAACAAAAUCAAUUAUUAAGAUUCAACCCAGAUGGAUUUCUGUCAGAAGUGGAGCUCAAAAUUUAUACGACUGGUAAACCUUCUGUUUUAGAUGUCCAAGAAAAACAAGCCGACUGUUUUGAUUUGGGUAAUGAUUCCGGGAGUUUAUUUUCACAACAGACAAUUACAGAUGGACUAAUUAUGACUACAAGUGAAAUUAGUACGUCUGAUCCCGGACAAAACCUUACGUCGCAGGACAAAGAAAAUCUUUUUAAUACAGGUAAUAUUUCCAGAAACAUUGGGAGAAAUAUAUCUAUUUCUGACACGGAUAAUUUGACACAAAAACAUUGUAAUGAGUUUAAACAUUCGAACAAUAGCUCUUUUUGCAGUGUUCCAAAAUUAUCUGAGUGCAUAUGUGAAAUGUAUCCGAAUUUGAAAUCAAAAAAUAAAAAGUGCAGCGAAUUGAGCAAUGAAAAAGAAAUAAACCAUGAAGAUAUAAAACGUUCAAACGUGACGCAAAAUGCCAAUUUGAAUACCUGUUCCUUAAAUAUGAAAUUAAAUGAUAGCGCCUGUUUAUUUCAAAGUUAUAAACAUUCAGACAGAGAUGCUAUCAACGUAUCUUCUGAAUGCUUAUAUUGUACUGACUUAUCGCAGACUUCAGAAAACAUUUCAAACAGUUAUUCAAAAAAGUUGCACUCACGGGAUGAUUUAAAUCAGGUAAAUUCCGCAGAGCAUGGAUCAUUGAAAAAUACGGGAAAUAAAUUAUGCACCGGUUCCAUACCGUGUGAUGGAAAUAAAGAACAGAUAAGCACCCAUAUCAAUUGGGGUAAAUCUACUGAAUAUCAGGAUUUAAGCGACUUAUCUUCGCUCUUUGAUGAUUGCGAAGAUAUUGACUCCCGUGGGACCAUGUCACGUGACAAUACGCGCGUGGCGACGGUAAGCACUGAGUUAAGUUCGGAACUUUCCGCUGAAUUGACCGACAGCAAAACACUUAAAACUCUUAAUCCUUGCUCAUAUCAAGAUGGUUUUGAAGAUAAGCCAUCCGGUGAGUUAUCGGCAGUUAAAAUUACUACACAGAAAAGUAGCUGUAAUCUAGUGUUUUCAGAAAAAUCCAGCGAACCGAAAGAUCUAAUGUUGAGAUACGAGCACAAAAAUUCUACGGGCCAUAAGAAAUUUUAUUCUUGCAAAGAUGAACUUGAUACCGGUAUCGCCAGCGCACAGGAAGAAAAUAAUUUUAGAAAUUUGGCAGCUAUUCGUGACGAGGAUAUCAAUUGUGAAAUUAAAUUAAAUAAUUUAAAUUUAGAAACACCCUCACAUUGUGAUUCUUCUUCAUUGGAAAGUGAGCAAUUGAAAACAAAAGUAAAUUCAAAAGGUAUUCAGGGACAAGGCUUUGAAACAGAACCAAAAUCGUGUGCUACAGGCGGAGCAAAACUUUUCGAAUUGCAUACUGGACUUCUCAGUGGACAUUAUAGUUCAGAACAGGAUAAUUGUUUUGGCCUUUCUAACAAAGAGGGCAUUGAAAUAGGAACCAAAUUAUCACAUGAUGAAGAUGUUUUCAGCGAAGAUAACGGCUUAUCCAGCGCUAAUCCGGAACACGGGUCAGAUAAGGAUUAUCGCCAUCAUCAAAAUGUAGAAAACGGAUUUCUACAGGAAAAUUCAAUUAAAAAAGACACAUGCCAAACAGAGGGGGAUGUAAACGGAAUAUUAACGCUACAUAACGAGGAGUCAAUUUCGAACUUUAAUUUGCCGGAAAAAAGUGAAAACAGUUUAUCUGGUACUGCUUAUACUGGAAAUAAAAACGAAAUUCAGACUCAAAUUAAGGAUAAUUUAUGUGAAGAAUUAUGUGUACGAAAGUCUUCCGAGCCAGGUUGUAUUUCAGAGUUACAGAGCCCGCCGGAAAAAGGUACUGUGACAAAUGUAAGUAUUUCUUAUAACGAUAUAAGUGACACAUCAGUUGCAAGAAUAAGUAAUAGUUCAGAUUUGAAUACGACUAGAGAUUUCAAGUUUCCAGAAAAAGUAAAGGAUCUUGAAUUUUGUGAAAACAAGCAACCAGAUAAUAGUAUAAAUGAAAAUACUUCAUCUUUAGAUGAAAUCUUGAGUGAUACAAGCGAAGCUUUUAUAGAUGCAGAGGACCGUUUGAUUUCGCCAUUUACAGACAAAAUAAAUACAGUGUGUGACAAAAAUUCUGUUGCAAAUAGUAAAGAUUUGAAUAUUUCAUGCGGAGCGAGUACUUCAACAGAAAGCUUUGUGGAUGCAGUUGAAAGUUUAGAUGACGAUUAUCUAACGUCUACAAAUUUUCGUCACUCGAAUGAGUUUAAAAAUGAAGAAACUUUGUCACAAACUUCAUCAAGUGUUGAUGAUAGCUCGACAAGUAUUGCUGGCUCUAUGGAUGAUUUGUCGGGCUGGGAAGAAUUUUCCGAGAAUAUAGUAGAUAUAAAUGACUACAAUGGUGAUAUGGAGGCAAAACGAUUAGGUAUGACAAAUAAUGAUAGGAAUUCGCAAUACACUUUACCAGAUGGCCAAGCGCACGCGGCUGUAUGUAUAACAAAACGUGUUUUACAUGAUAAAAGUUAUCAAAGUCCAUCACCCACUUCGGAAUCUACUGAAACAUAUCUGUCAAAGAUAAAAACAAACUCUUUAAGAUAUAAAGAUAUGAGAUAUGGCGCGGACCAAAAAGUUAUCGGAAGUUCUAUUUUUGAAACAGGAAAUGGAGGUACUCUUAAGGAUAUUGAUGUCAAAGGUGUCAGAACUGAGACGAGAGCUUGUUCAAAUACUAAAUCUAAAGACGCUGACCACUAUGGACAAGAUCAUGGUAGUGCGACGAUAUUGCAUGGUGCAACCAUCACACAGCCAGGCUCCUCGGGUAUUGGGAAGAGUGAAACUCAUAUACCAACAACCGCUGUUGACUCCAAAAUUGAAACAGCGGUCAUUAAACGGACACAACGACGCCGAAGACGGCAGAUAGGACAACAAAAAGUGAGUAUUACCAGUGAUUGUGUGAACGAGCAUAUAUCUGAAAUAAAAUUGAUAAAUUCAAAGCAAGGAGACAAGGCACACGACAAUGAAUCCAUUGAGAAAAGUUCUGGCUCGCAUUCCGAACAUUCUAUAUAUUCCUGCACCGUAUCUGAUAACAUGACCUUCAAUAAUAAGCUAGCGUCUGGAACUAAAGAGCUAUCACAGCAAGUUAGCACGAAUUUAAAUUUGAAUGAAUUUAAUUUAGACCGGAGUACAAACUCAGGAACGCCUUUGAACUCUGGCUAUGACGAUUACGUAACGAAAGAAGUGAGCAGCGGUAGAGAUAAGGUAGAUACGGCUGAAUGCACGUUUACAGACAGGAAAAAUGAAAUUAUUUUGACGACCAGUGCAAUAGAAUUAGAUGAAACUCGGAAAUUUAAAACAAGUGAUAAUGAAAGUAAUAAACCCGGGGAAAAUAAUGAUGACAAUGCGAUAUGUCAAAAAGACGCCACAAUUGACGGUGAAUAUGCGACGAAAAAUGAUACAAUUAAUGAUGUUCAAUUAACGGUUGAAUUAGAAGAAAAUAUACAAAGGAAGGAUGUUGAUUUUGACGAUAUUGAGUUUAUUGAUGCAGAUGACACCACAAUCGAUGAAACGGAAAUCGAACAUAAUGCGUUAAAGGAAACUGGUCCAUUAGAAGAAAAUGAAAACGAAUCGAAACAGGAAAAACAGAUAUCACCAAAUGUUUCUUUCACGUUUUCGUUUGGAGUAGACUGCACAGAAGUAGGUAUCGAUGCAAACAACGGUAUUUCUACAAGGGAUUCUAAGGAACACUUAAUACCUGGUGUACAAACCGUAAAUAGUGUUGAUACAAAGGUCAGUACAUGUGCAUUGGAAGAAAACCAGUCCCAGAACCAAGAACAACAAUUAGAUUUAGCAGGAGGGGGUGUCAAAGAAGACAAUGUGAUUCUUGAGGAGUCAGAAGUAACUUGUGAAAUAAAUAUCUUGACAACUAAAUCAAACAUAGAUAAUGGGCAAACCGAUAUAGGAAACUGUCAGGACAAUGAAGAAGCGGUCUUAAAUGAUCUAAAGGCCAGUACUCCUGUUGAUCAGUUACAAGAAUCUCAACAAUACAGUGCAGAGAUCAGUAUGCAGGCAGAUAUAUGUGAGGAGUCAAAUAUAUCCGUGCGCCACGCACUUGAACUGGAGAGACAGAAACUUGCAGAUGAUGACGAAAGCAGAAGUAGGAAAAGUUUGUUCAUUAGUAAACGAAGUGGAAGGCGUGCCACCAUCGAAACCUGUUCACUCGAAAACAAAGAGGAGGAUGAAACGGGGAGUGAAACGAGCAUUGGUAAUGAAACAACAGCGAAACCCGCUAUAAAGAAAAGUAAAAGCUUUCGGAUAGAUAGAAAACAAAUUUCUCCAAUGGCUUCAUUUAUGAAUCCACCAGAGCUUCCAGAUGCCAGUGACAACAAGGAUACGUUAGAGCCUAUUAAUAAAAAGGUGUCCGAUAUAUGUAAGUCUUUCAUGACUAAAACAAAAGCUUCUGCACAAAGAACACGAGCCAAGAAUCUGUCGAGAUCACCAGCUCCUCAGAGAAAAUUAAUGAAAUGGGUAAAUAAUCAAGGAAAAUGGAUGCGAAUACCUAUAGAUGACACGCAAGACAAUACAGAUUAUACAAAGGACAGUCAAAGCCCUACCGAAUCUUUACAGAAGCCUGUGCACAGUGAAAACUGCAUAAAUGCAACUGUAGAAAGUCCUGAUAACACAAUUUUAAAAGCAGAUAACGACAAAUGUGAUGAAAAUCGAUUACUCGAUAAACAAUACACUCCUCCUGCUGAAAGAGAGACACAUGUAUCUAAUGAUGGUUUAGAAACAAAUUCAAAAGAAGAUGCACUUGAUACAGAUAUUUCUAAAAUAAUAAAGUCUAUUAACAAACAGGAGGAAUUGAUAUGCAAGUCACCAGAUGCGAUCCAGACAAAAAAUGAAACGACAGAAUCACAACUGAUAAUGAAAUGCAACAAUGUAACAAAUGAACUAAUCUGUGUUGAGAAAGGUGACUCAAACAAUGAGAACAAAUCCCAUGAUAUAGAUGUGAAAUCCUCCUCUGGAAUAGUACUAGAUACAAAUGAAUCUGAUGGCGGUAAUGCAUCCAAACCAAAUGCAGAUCAAAAGGUUGAUGUCACAAGACAUAUGGAAAUCCCUCAAACUAGAAGUGAUCUACACAGCACACUAAAGCCUUUUUCGAAUACAGGUGAACAUAUUCCGAUAAAUGAAAUUACAGAUCCUACAACGACAGACACGUCCUCAGAGCCUUGUAGCACUGAUCCUGAUGCCGAAAUUGAAAUGAAAGUAAUAGGAACAACUUUAGACGAUGCUCAGUGCGGUCAGGAAAAACAUCUAAAAAGACAAGAACUUCUUUUUGGGCUCCUUGAUAGCUAUAACAGGAGAAAACCAAGACGUUUUACGCAUCAUGAGUCCUAUAAAAAUGUACAAAAUGCAUUGAAAUCACAGUGUCAAAACGUUGACGUAAAUAUCGUUGAAAAUGCUUGUACUGGCAGUACUACUAUUGAAAAAAGUGCAAACAUGACUGAUAAUCCAAAAUGCAUACCAAAAAUAAAAGCUGUAAAGAUUCAAGAAGAAGUGUUUGAAUGUAAGACGGAAUACUUAAAAGACACAAAUAUAAGUCAGUCAUCUAAAUGUGAUAUCAGCUUUCCAUCAACAGAGAAUAAUGAAAGUAAAGUGUCUCAAGAACAAAUUCUUUCAGAAAAGGGUAUCGAUUUCAAAGCAAUGAAACUGCCAAUUAGAAAAUCAAAAACAUUUUCUGGUCUCGGUGAUAUAGAAAGACAAAAACAUGUAACCCAUAGAACUAGUGACAAUACAAGUGUUCCAUGUAAACCAACUGUUUCACCGACAGUCAUAGUCCAAACGGGUAAUUACAGUGUUAAAACAGAAAGUGAUAAAAAUGCAUUACAUUACAAAAAUGAUACUACUGCAGUGCCGUCAGUUUCGAGAAUGUCGGACAAGAGAUCAAAAGCUGGAUUAAAAUUGAAUUUAGAUAAAACCCAAACCAGAGGAAGGAACGAUUUGCAGUCAGAUAGAUCUCCCAGCAGGCUUGGACCAGACCAUUGUAGAGGACGUUCCAGUGGUGACAGAUCUCCUAACAGACUUUGUGUGGACCAACCAAGAGUUCGUUUAAGAUCGCCUGAAAAGGGACCAAGACAGAUCCCACGAUCUAAGUUGUUGUCGGAGAUUGUUGAAGUGGAGGAAAAUAAGGAUGACGUCUCGGUGACAUGUGAUCGUCGGCAACAACAGCAGUAUUACAGUGAUAGGCAGCGACAGGAAGGACCAAAACCAGUGAGGCGUAGCAACAAACGUAGGAGUCUCAGUCUACCAACAGGGACGCUAGCAUUCGGCGAUGCAAGGAUUGUAUAUAAGAAUGGGCAUUUUACAAUCGAAACCAUGGACAACUCAGAAUAUGAUUCCUCACAGCCUGCUGAUUAUCACUCCAGUUCCCGGCAUCUUGAUAGUCAUGUAGGUGACAUGUGGGAUAUGCCGGACACCAGCGGAAACUAUUCUAGAGUGAAGAGUGAUUCAAGGGAGGUAACAGACAUGCAUAACAAACCUCAUAUGAGGAGGCAGAAUGCAAAAACAGUGCUACAAAGUAGUGAUUCUACCGAAGAUGUGUUCUAUAGUGAAACUGAAUAUGUAGAAAAUGUUAGCCCAUAUAAAUCAAAUUUAAAUGGUGAUUCUAAAGUGCUAAAUAUGGGUCGGACCAGUGAAGAAGUUUUUAAUGAGUCUUGUUCUAGUCGGACCUCAGAUAUGUCAGUAGAUAGUUAUUCCUCAGAAAGAAUGGAUUUAAGUACGGAUGAUUCCCUGACAGAUGCCCAAAAACUAAGUAGCUCUAGCCUUCCUGACGCGAAAGAGGAUGACGUGAAACGUGUUAUACAACGUGCGAAACGGACAUCCAGUUUCCGUGCUGCACAGGAAGGUGGUUCUCUUAGGCUUUCUGGGAUAGAAGAAGAUAAAGUUCAUAAUAGUACUAGAGCUAGAUCGGUAUCGCUAGACGACAGUCAGAACUCUGACUUGAAAAAUUCUCCAAAGAUACAAAAUGUGCAAAAUCAAAAUCCAACAUUUUUGAAAAAAGUGAUGGGGAGGAGAAAAACUCUGAAUGAGAAUCUCAAUAUAUCGGGCUUUUCAAAACAGAGUGAGUCGGCAAAAGAUUUUUUCACCAAGAAAAUGACAUUGAAAGGCCUUUUUAGGAAAAACAAAUCGGAUACAUCAGUUAAUAGUCCUUUGAAAACUGAGCACCCGGUAAGCCCACCUAUUGCUGCAUUUCAGGAUGAUGACAUUGGUAGUUUUGAUACCCCACCCGGUUCUCCUUACAGAAGUAGAGAUUUACGCCGCAGACAUACGUCUGCUGACAUACUAAAGUCAUAUCCUGAUUCUAGUGAAACUGAUUCUAACUGCCCUACACCAACUCAAGAAAGGAGCAAUAUAUCAAGACAUUCUAUUUCGUCCCCUUCAACUCCUUCUCAUGAGGCAAACUCAUUCUUGAAUCUCAGCCCCCACUCAGCCCCGCAUUUUCGUGAUGAUGACGAGAUGAGUAUAACGUCGGCAAGUAGUUAUGCCAGUAGUAUUCACUCGCCACCCCUUGAGCAACCUCAUAAACCGAAAACACCUAAACCUGUGGGGGCCUCUCCACGGAGAAAUGCUAGUGUUGGUUCCCAGUUAUCGAGAUCUGGUUCCCAAUCUUCUCAAAGAAAUGUAAUGAAUUCAGUGACUUCGUUAGAAAGUGACCAGUACGAAUCGUUACAAGACGAUACUAUAAGAGACCCAAGAUGUGAGUGCAGUUAUAAAUCUGAUGAAAUUAAACACAGAACAUCCAAUCGUAAUGUCAGAGGCUCAUCUGGCUCGUUAAACAUGUGCCAAUUUUGUAAACAAAUGGAAUUUUAUAAAAUUGAUAGUGCUUUUUCAAGUUCAUCAUUUCAUAAACAGCAAUUGUUGAGUAAAGAAAAAGUAAGUGAUGAUAGUACUAGGUUAAGGAAAGAUUCCUCGGGACGAAUUAACUACGAAAGAUUGGGAAUUAUAUCACAAGCAGACGUUGCGUCAAGUAACAGCAAUGACAGUGGCAUACAGCGUGACGCCAGCGUGCAUUCCAGUAAUGAGUCAAUAAAGGGAACAUCAGAAAGCCGUAUUCGACUGCGCCGAAAUAAGUCUUUAUCGCCACAUCCCGACAGACCGAAAUCAGAAAUAAGUGUACGAUGGGCUGAUGGGGACUCGGGAGACUACGACAUCACAGAGACGCCAGUUAAAUUACGGAAUAAAAGCCCCAGAGAUAGACCUCGGCCAAAAUCAGAUCUCGAGGACAAUAUACACCUGUUUGAUGAGCUUUUUGAGGAAGUGUUAGAAGAUUUUGAAACAGAUGGCAGCUCAUUUUUGUCGCAGAGAAUGAAGGCGUUUGGCAGUGAUAUCAACUUGCAGCCGUACUGCUCACUGCGGAGUUUGUACGAGAUGAAACGGCAAGACCUGGACAGACAGAAGAACAGACGGAUGUCAACCCCUCAUCCCAUCAAGUCCCGCCUACAGAGGGUGCCACAAAAGUUGCAUAAACAGCCGCCCCUUGUGCGAUCCAGCAGUAUGCCAGAAAGUCUCGAAAAAAUCCACAAACGCAGAAAGAUGCACCAUCUGCUAGACUUCCAUUUAGACAGUUUGUCUCGGCACAUGGACAUUGACACCCUGUCAGACGAAUCUGACCUUUCGUUUGAUCAGGCCAGUCUACAGGAAAGAAGUGUGAGCAUCCAGUCGUCCAGCAGUCAGCUUACAGCCAUGGACGAGGACGAGGACAACCUGACUUAUGCCGAAGCGUUAUGGGACCACAUCACCAUGGAUCCUGAAGAACUAGGGUUCCGAGCUCAAGAUGUUAUAGAAGUGCUCGACAUGGCAGAUAAGGACUGGUGGUUUGGUGUCAUAGACGACAGGGAGGGUUGGUUUCCGGCCACUUUUGUCAGGAUCCGUGUAAAUCAGGACCAACUAGAUGACGACCUUGACCUUGAUUCUACCAUACAAGAUAAUCUUACGACUAGUCCAAAAUUACGACGUAUCAGCAUGUUUAACAAGAACCAGGCUAGAAGUAACGUAGUCAAUGAGAUUAUAAAUGCAGAAAGAGAAUACGUCAAACAUCUUAAAGAUGUUGUCGAGGGUUAUAUCCAGCACGCGAGAAAAAGAACGGAGAUGUUUCCGGAGGAACGGAUAUUGUUGAUAUUUGGCAACAUUGAAAAGAUAUACAGUUUUGCUCAGAAGUUUGUGUCUCAACUAGAAAUGUGUAUAGACGUUUGUCCCCAUCUUAGUGAGAUAGGCCAGUGCUUCCUUGAUAAUGAGCGAGGUUUUGAGAUCUAUUCAGAUUACUGUAACAACCAUCCGUCCGCUUGUGAAGAACUUGAUGAACUUUGUAAAGAUUCUAAAUAUAAGCACUUCUUUGAGGCUUGCAGACUUCUACAAGAACUUGUUGAAAUUCCAUUGGAAGGCUUCCUGCUUACCCCCGUCCAAAAGAUCUGUAAAUAUCCAUUACAACUUGCCGAACUCUUAAAAUACACGCCCCCAGACCAUCCAGACUAUAUGAUGGUAAAAGAUGCUUUAGCUGCCAUGAGAAAAAUUGCCACAUUGAUCAAUGAACGGAAGAGAAAAAUGGAAAGUAUAGAAAAGAUCGCAGUGUGGCAGCAUUCUGUAGUAGACUGGGAGGGUCCUGACCUUCUAGAAGGGAGUUCUGAGUUGAUAUUGUCAGGAGAGUUGAACAAAAUCAACACAGCUGGUUGGUCACAGGAGCGCUUUUUCUUCCUCUUUGAUCAUCAAGUUGUUUAUUGUAAAAAGGAGUUGCUCAAGCGACAUGUAUUCAGCUAUAAAGGAAGGAUAGAUCUAGAUCACUGUGAUAUUGUAGAUAUACCUGAUGGAAAAGAUAGUCAGUAUAAUGUGACAGUAAAACAUGCAUGGAAGUUUCAUGAGACACACAGAGAUAAAUGGUACCUUGUUUAUGCCAAAUCUGAGGCUGUCAAACAGUCAUGGCUAAAGGCAAUUAGAGAUGAGAGACAGCGGGUGCUUGAAGAUCAAGAAAAUGAUUUUUGUGUCCCAGACCAUUGGAAGCAAACUGUUUUAAACAAAGUCAGGUCCCAGUCACAUUUAAAAGACAAGCAGUCCGGAGGUCGAACAUCACAUGGACAGAUUAUGUCACAGAAAGACUUGAAAGACUUUACCUAUGCUACUCUACCUCGUCAUAGAAUCUCACAAAAACAUGAUAAAAAGAAAGGCUGGUUUAAAUUUGGAGGAGGAAAGAAAUCUAAAAGAUGAAUUCAGCCUCAGUUUUUAGACUUUGACUUUAAAUAGAGAUAUUGAAGUGUUCACAACAAACAGUGGGGAAGAGACAUGUAGAGUACUGGGAAAAAAAGCAGCACCAAGAAAUCUCAUACAGAUGGGAUAGAGAUAUUUUACAGAAAAUUGUGUUCUCAUUUUUUCCUUCAAACUUGAUAAGUUUGAGGAUAAAUCGACCAAUGAAAAUUUUAUUCAAGGGGAACAAUCCAUCUUUUUUUGUAUAUUUGCUGAAGUUUCAUGACAAGAGUUGUCUUGCGUUAGUGCAAAAAAUGAUAUAUACAGUGGUAGAUUAUUAUCAGAUGGAAUUCCUGCAGUGUGAAAAGGUUUUAGAAGAUAUCAAUUUUAGAUAGAUGGAGAUAUUUUCAAGAAUGUCUGUGAAGACAUUCACUGGAUAUGUGCAAUAAUAUGUACUAUGCAUGUGUUAAUAUGUUUAACAUUAAAAUGCAUGCUUAGUUAAAAUGAUACAUGCAUAAUUUCAUGCCAUAGUUGAUAUGGACCAUUUCCUGACAGAAAUAUAAUUAACCUUUAUCAUUCUCUAGGCAAGUGAUUUAGCCUUUCUGACCAGUGCAGACCAGUGCAGACCAACAUCAGCCUGCACGUCUGUGCAGGCUUAUCAUGGUCUGCACUGUUUGAUAUUCAGUAAAUUUUUGAUAUUCAGUAAAUUUUCAAUGAACACCCAUUUGAAAAAUAAAUGGUACUGCCCAAACUGAAUGAUAGACCGGUCUGUUUUAGAAAUAUAGCAGAUUCAAGGUUAAUAUUAUGGACUUUUCUGCUAUAAGAAGGAAACCAGUUUGUCAUAAACAUGAAAGGCUUAAAUGAAUAUAUCUGAUUUAUAUUUCUACUUGUCUUGAUUUCAUUUUCACAAAUAUUAUACAUUUUAUUAUAAUGUUAAAUGCAGAUUUUAAAGUAUAGUGAUUGAGGUAUAUAAAAUCUCUGCCAUGGAGACCACUGUUUUUCUUCUAAGGUGGUUCAGUUCUUGAAAUAAGAGACAAUGGAAAUGUUAAAAAGUUAAAUGAAAUAAAUGGUCAGGUGGUCACUGCUAAAGUGUGGUCUAGCCCAGGUUUGACUGUAUUGUUGUAAAGUUUUGUGCUCUUUCAGUCAUUAAAAAGAUGAAAUACACUGAAAAUUUUGAAUAUAUCCUGAAUGAUUGCAGUACCAAAAUUGUAUUUUUACAGAUGUUAAGAUAGGCCUAACUGCUGAUCUUCUUUUUUUCAUAUAUUUUCUGUACUAGUCUAUUUUUUGAUGGAUUAAAUAAUGAAAAUAUAGCUUUUGGUACAACAGAUAUUGAGCCUUUUAGAAAUUGUUAACUUAAAUCAUGUUCUGUUUACCUUCGUGUUUGAGACUGAUAGUUGACACUGGCUGCAGUGAAAUUUGAUUAUAACAAGUAAGAUGGCAGAAAAAUCAUUGAAAAUUUGACCGCUAAAUCUACAGUAGUAAGUCCAUUCAUUAUAUAAAAAGGAUUCUCUUAGUAUACUGAAAACUAGUGUGUUUGUCUGUGGUUUAUUUGUUGAAGUAUUAUAUUUGUGUGUCACCAGAAAGCCAAAAUGUUUGUUCCAGUUAGUCCAGCGCAAGGCUAUGAAUGAAAAGGUAACAGGUUUAAUCCAGAUGGAAGGUGAAUGUUCUAAACUUCUGUCACAGAAGAGAAUAUCAUGUCAUCAUCUGUUCUUAUAAUCUUUUUCUGUGGUCAGAUUCCCAGUUCUUUCUAUGAAAUAACCUAGUACUGAAAUGGAAUCUAGCAGAAUGUGACAUAACUGAGGUAAUUUUGUCCAUAAUGAACAAACUGUUUACAGUGAAUACAUACCAUUUUAUUUUUAGAUUGCCAUUUUCCCUCUAUUUUUUUUCCCACCUAAAUGUUCAAGAUCUGAAGGGCCUAAUUUAGCAUUACUUAAUAUAUACUGUUCGUAUGGUGAUAUAUAUUUUAGACAUAUACAUGUGCAUCAAUAUAUACACUGCCAAAUAUUUUGUAAUCAUAAUAAUUAUUAUUUUAAGUUAACUUGAAAUGUUUUACCUAAAACUGCUGUAUAUGGCUAAUUUGAUUGAUUGAUGUUUUCUGUGGUGUGGUAACACAUUUUUUUCACAUAGUUGAAAUUGUAAAUACUUAGCAGCUCAUAUUAAGCUGCUGCCAAAUAUGCAAAGCAUAUAAGGUGCUUCAUUUUUCAGUAAAUAUUUAAAUGGAUAGUAAUGUGUUACAUUUUUCAGUAAAUGUUUAUUGUAAAUGUGUCAUGUAACAUUUUUCAGUAAAUAUUUUUAUGAAUUGAAAUUUGUUACAUUUUUCAGUAAAUGUUUAUGUGGAAUCUAAUAUGCUACAUUUUUCAGUAAAUGUUUAUAUUGAAUGUUAUGUGUUACAUUUUUCAGUAAAUGUUUAUGUUGAAUGUAAGAUGUUACAUUUUUCAGUAAAUGUUUAUAUGAAAUGUAACGUGUUACAGUUUUUUUGUAAUAUGUUAUAUAUUUUUCAGUAAAUGUUUAUAUGAAGUGUGAUGUAUAACAUAAUUAUGUAGUUUAAUGUGAAAGCUUAUUUAUUAUUUCGUUUAUUUGAAAUCUAAAGUUGUUCCUAUAUCGUGGAUUAUGUUGAAUCUAUGCCAUGGAUUAUGUUGGAACAUAAGCUGUUUUUUCUGUGUAUUGAUUGUGUAACAUUUGUACCUUAUGCUGUUAUGAGAGAAGAUACUAUAAAAACUCAAAUCCAAACAAAAAUAAAUGAAAAAAUAUACAAGAAUA